AUGUAUUCCGCAAGGCAGCCGAUCAACUCGAACAAGGCCGUCCUCUGCUUGAUCUCUCAACAACGACUACGAGAAGAUCAAGGCUCUCGGAGAAGCGGAAAACGCCUGAAGGCCAGCGGCCGGCCGUUGCCCACCCUCGAGCGUCUCGAAAAGGCCACCGAAGCCUCAAUACGGCCAACAUUCGCGCUCCAAGACCGAGCCGAUGCCCUCGAGGAUUUGCACAAGAAGGCU
Messenger RNA from Mesorhabditis spiculigera, 231 nucleotides. NCBI's taxonomy places the organism in Eukaryota, Metazoa, Nematoda, Chromadorea, Rhabditida, Rhabditidae. The record is from the annotation of a GenBank genome assembly.